Messenger RNA from Verticillium nonalfalfae, 849 nucleotides. RefSeq lists its product as uncharacterized. Lineage: Eukaryota; Fungi; Ascomycota; Sordariomycetes; Glomerellales; Plectosphaerellaceae. Bases 1 to 849 code for a protein of 282 amino acids. The record is from RefSeq and is a predicted model, not a curated record. The transcript has a single exon.
AUGCUGAUGCCCUCAGCCUUCUCGUGCGAUGCGUCGCAGCAGCACUACCAGUCAUAUCCUCACACUCGCCUGCAGUCGGCCCUCUUCGCCUCGCCGCCCGCCAGCCCCCCUACCCUUGCCUCCGCGCCCGCCAUUGGCAACAUCUUCAACACCUGCCGCUCGCUGCAGUCUCUCCUCACAACACCACCACCACCAGAGCGCGCGCAAUUGACGCAGCUGCCCACACCGCCCAUGGCUCACGCGCCAUCGCCUAUCAAGCUCCGUCUGCGCCCUCGCGCGCCAAGGCCCGACAACUCCUCUGCCCCCGACUCCCGCCCUCGCAAGAAGAUUGUGAAGCGCGCGCCGCCCCGGGGCGCAAACAAGCGCCGUCGCGGUGCUGAUGACGACCUUGGUCGCAUGGACCUCACCAGCGACGAUGACAGCGAUAACCAAAUUGAAGCCGACAGCGAGAGCGACGCCGACGUCCCCGCCAUGCCUGCCGCUCCCUCUACGCCGAAGCGCGCGCGCAUCGCUCCCGAGGUCAUCCCCCUCGGCCUCGCCCGUACCGACUACCACAACCUGCACGCCGCGUCAGAUACAAACCGGCCCCUCCUGAACCUGGCGCAAGGCAGCGGCGUCGAGGUGGAGCGUGAUGGCGAGCACUGGAGCACCGAGGAUGAUCGCAUUCUCGUGGAACUCGUCCUCGAGAAGCUUCGUCUCAGCAAGACAGAAUGGCAAGACUGCGCGCGCAGCCUGGGCAAGGACCGCAACAGCCUAUCGCGCAGGUGGCGGAGCCUUAUGGCCCAGGGCGAUGUCGGACUCAAGCCUACGCGCGCAAGUCGACGAGGCAAGCUCCAUGGAACGUGGUGA